Bactrocera dorsalis (oriental fruit fly) is the source of this 849-nucleotide messenger RNA. RefSeq lists its product as uncharacterized. Lineage: Eukaryota; Metazoa; Arthropoda; Insecta; Diptera; Tephritidae. The transcript has 2 exons. The record is from RefSeq and is a predicted model, not a curated record. Bases 264 to 710 code for a protein of 148 amino acids.
UGAGCUGCCGUGUCACAUUCGAGUUGGAUACCUCUGAAGUAGAAAUGAAAAUCAACAAUAAUAAAAUAACAAAAUUCAAAAUUCCCCUACAAUUACUUACAUUUUUAUCGGAAAAUCAGACUUUCUCUCUAGGAAGGGACGUCAAGUAUCCUAGACUUGGUCGCUUAACGGAGCGAGUGAUCCAUUUCGAUAUUUAAGGGCUCAGGAGAAGCGCUGUUGAACCAUCGUUGACAGGAAAAACUCGAGCACAGCGCUAUUUCCAGAUGAUGGGCAACUUGUACAGUAAAGUAUGGCCGAGCAAGAAAAAGGAUUCGAGUUUCUAUCUGAAACCUUUGACCAAAGACGCUUCUGUGCUGAAGGCGGUCGAAGAUAUACAAAACCUCACUCCGGAGCAAGUUGAGCAGCAGUUCGAAAACGUGUGCCGCGCAUCACACAAGGUGCUGCAUAGCCUGACGCACAACCCCUGUCGCCAAUUUUCCAUGCGCAUCAAGCAAUGCUUAGACGAAAAUGUCCUGCAAAUGUCCAAGUGCUUUGGCGAGAUGGACGAGUAUAGAAAGUGCGUGAGUGAUAUGAUGUCGCAGAAGCUGGCUGGGGUUAUCGAUUUCGAAGAGCAAAAAGAAGAUAGAAUCAAUGAAAGCAAUUUGGAUGUUGAAACGGAAAAUGAGCGAAGCGAACGAAAGCAGGAGAGUGACCCAAGUAGUUGUGCGUAAGCUCCUUACGAUAUUUAGUAUGUAAUCAUGUGUAUGUAUUUGUGUAUAUUUGUAUGUGUGUGUAUUUGUAUAUUUUUUUUUAUCGAAGUGAGGACAUUUUUUGAAUUAAUAAAGCUGCAGGUAAAAGCCACUGCAAGAA